UUUUACGUCAAUAAGUGGAUGUUCGUUUCAAAAGUCGAGGAAAGAACUCGUAGAGGGGUGCUAUUCGUGAUGAGUACUUAGAAUCUUUUGGUGUUAUCCAGAGCUUCUGUCCACUAACUGCCAUGUUUUUAAAGAUAAUUGUAGAAACAAAAGUAGCAAAAUGAGUGGUGAUUUGUUGAAUGGUCAGAAAUAUAUUAUUGCAGUUGAUGUUGGAACAACAAAUGUUCGUUGUCACAUCUAUGAUAAACAAGCUAAUAUUAAAGGAGAAGCACAAGGCAGGAUGGAGCUCAUCUUUCCUCAUCAUGGGUGGGUAGAACUAAAUCCAGAUAUGUUGUGGAAUACUUUCGUUCAGGUGGUGAGAAAUGGGAUUAAAAAUGCUGGUAUAAAAGCUAAGCAGGUUGCUUGUAUUGGAAUAAGUACACAGAGAGGAACAUUCACAAAUUGGGACAGGGAGACAGGACAGCCAUUUCACAAUUUUAUCACAUGGAAAGAUACAAGAGCAGAACGUUUAUGUAGAGAAUGGAACAAUUCUUUACAGAUGAAGUGUUUGAGAGGAGGAGCUCAGAUUCUGCAUUUUUUCACCAGAAGAAAACGUUUCUUAGCUGCUAGUAUAUUGUAUUUCCAAACUGGAAUGGUUGUCAUGAGACUGCUCUGGAUACUACAGCACAUUCCACUGAUUCGAGAAAGAGCAGUGGAAGGACAAGCCAUGUUUGGAACAUUGGAUACCUGGUUAAUGUGGAAACUGACUGGAGGCAGAACUCAUGCUACUGACAGUUCAUGUGCUUCAAUUAGUGGAAUGUAUGAUCCCUUCCAGAUGUGCUGGGCAGGCUGGUGUAUUAACAUGUUGAACAUUCCUCCUUCCCUGCUGCCAGUUGUGAAAGAUACAAGUGGCUGGUUUGGAAAGACAACUCCUGAAAUAUUUGGUGCUGGAAUUCCAAUCACAGCAAUAAUAGGGGACCAACAAGCAUCCACUUUUGGUGAAUGUUGUUUUGAAGUUGGUGAUGUCAAGUGUACUAUUGGAACUGGGGCAUUUAUUAACAUCAACACAGGAGACAAACCCCAUGCCUCACUCAAGGGUUUAUACCCAGUUAUUGGAUGGAAGUUAGGAGAUAGUGUGACCUAUUUGGCUGAAGGAAGCUCUUUUGAUGCUGGUACAGUGUUAUUAUGGGGACAAAAGAUAGGUUUAUAUGAUGAUGUUGCUCAAACAAAUGACUUAGCAAAUUCAGUGCCAAAUUCGGAUGGUGUGUUUUUUGUACCGGCUUUCAGUGGCCUUCAAGCUCCUCUAAAUGACAAUCUAGCUGUGUCUGGUUUUAUUGGAAUAAGCAACAGAACUACCAAAGCUCAUAUGACUAGGGCCUUAUUGGAGUCUCUAGCAUUUCGAAUCCAGCAGAUGUAUGAAGUAAUGCUAGAAGAGGCCAACUUUCAGCUAAACUACUUACGGGUUGAUGGUGGAGUGGCCAACAAUGAUUUUUUGGUUCAGUUGAUUGCUGACUUGACAGAACAACCAGUGGAUCGACCAAAGCAGCGGGACAUGUCAUGCUUAGGAGCUGCAUUUCUAGCAGGAUUAGCAGUUGGCAUUUGGAGUUCCAUAGAAGAACUGGAAGAAUUACGUAAUGAAGAGCGGGUAUUCCAACCUUGCGAUAACUGGAGAGAUCAGUACAAAGAUGUUGUGAUGACCUGGGAAAGGGCUGUUCGUAGAUGUCUGCAUUGGUACAAGGAUGAAAUCACUGUAUAUAGCAUAUAGAAUAAAAUAAAAAUGAUUAUCAGUUUUUAAUUCUUUAUUUUCCUUUGUUAUAUUACAAAACUAACAAUUUACUUGGGUCUGAUUCUUGACGAGUAAGUACUGUGUCGGUCUUAUAGGUACAAAACACAUAAAUAAAAAGUAAAUGAACAGUUUUAAUGCAUUUUUCCUGUGAUCAAGAAUAGAAAAUGAUCAAAAUGUUAAUAGAUGUGCUACACACACAGAACCAUAGGGAUUUGUUUAAUGAUUUAUUAACUGCAGAGUUUUCAAGUAUCAAUUUAGGAAAGAAUUUUUUGUGGUAUUUGAGUUUGGGAAGACAGAAUUGGAGUAUAUAUUUUUACCAUAGUUUUAAAUGAUUCUUGUAUAAAAUCAAGUUCUUGAUGUUGUUGUUUAUUUUGUUUUUAUAUAAAACUAUUUCAGUUUGGUAUUUAAAAGAGAAUUCUUUUUUAUAUGAUCUACUAUAGUGGACAGUACGUGUUUGUUUGAUUGAACUUCAGGAUCACAUAAAUAGUGAAAACCAAAUAGAAAUGUUUGCUUACAUAGUUUAUUAGUUUUGUAUUUUUCAAUCUGAUCAGAACAAGUGGAGCAAGAUUUUGUUAUAUGGGUUUGAUUAAUGUGUGCAUAGAAUGUGCAGGGGAUGAGGGUUAACAGAUUUCUCUCUUCUCCGUCCAUAGGGCAGUAAAUUUAUCAAAUGUAUUAUUUAAGGCAGGAAUAAGUUUACAAUUUGUUCAAUCUUCAACUCCAGUAUUCGUUGUUGAAUUAUGCAUAAUUUUUUUUCUAUAAAUAAAGUAAGUGAAUUUUUGUUUGAUACAGUGGGUAAUAUAAUAUUGUUUAUAAUGUAAUGGGUCCUAUUGAAAACAUGUUUCAGUAAGUAUUAAUUACAGUGAUCACUAGUGGAUUGAGGGGGGACGUGCCCUCUUUUUAUCAUAAUUUUUACACCCUUACUCUCUAAAGUGUACCCCCCUUUUAACAGUAAAUGAUUUCAAUACAAGAUUUAAUUUUCUGCCUCUCCUUGCUACAGAUCAAUAAUUUAUAAUAUUAUAUUUAAGUUUGAUGCAUCAUCUGGAUGCAUCAAUAUAAAUGAUGUGUGCUGAAAUUAUAUGGUGCCCAUCCUGGCUACUGACUGAUGUAUUGAAUGAGUUUUUCAUUAGCGUUAUCUGCCUUCUUAAGGAAUAGCUCUAUGCAAAAUAUUAGUUUGAAAGAUCUAUGUUUCUAAUAAAAAAAUUUUGUAAUUAACAAUUUAUUGAGUAGAAAAGAUGUUAGUUAUAUGAAAUAUAAAUUUUAUAAAAAAAAGUAUUAGGUUUAUUCUGGUAUUUUAUAUUUUGUGUAGGAUAAGGUUUACCGUAAUCAGUGUACCAAUAUAUGACUUUUUAUUAUAUGAUUAAGAAUCUAUGCUGUAGGUGUAAAUCUUGUCUUAAAUGCCAGUCCAUAGAUUUUGUAAAUUCUUCCAGACUUAAGUACAAGAUUUUUAAGUCUUUGGUUAAAAUUAAUAUAUCUACACAAAAAUAUUGAUUAUGAAAGGUGUAUUUGUUCUUGUUAAAAUGUAUUUUUGAAAAACAUGUUUUGAUCUUUAUUAGUAUUAUGAGAGUUUACAGUUUUGUUUGUUUUCUUAAAUAUUCAUGCAUGUCUAUAGAAGAAAAGGUGGACUUUAUGUAAUUUAAAGAACUAUACAAAUGCUAGUUUUAUGUGUCUGCAUUUCUCCUUAAAUCAAGAAAAAACCUUUUAAACUCCCAUAAUUUCACAUGGUUAUAUAUAUUUUGAUUAAUUAAAAUUAACUGCCUGAAUGUAGAUCAAAACACGUCUAUCUCUAUUGGAACUUUUACAUACUGUUGGACAGUAUUUCAUGCUCAUGUCUGUAUAAUUCCACAAAUAUUACUCAGGUUCAUUAUUUAUCAAAAGCUCUUAUGGAAGUUUCUGUGACAGCUCACACAAAGUAGUAGUGGGAAUGGACAUUGAUUACACAAAUUCUUUAUACAUUAUGGAAAAGUGUAAUAGUUGCAAACUGAAAAUGUUUUUAAACAUUAGAUUGCAGGAAAGAUCAUCUGGCUACAUAAAGAAUAAAACCCAAAAGUUACGAAUCUAUACCAGAAUCCACCAUGUCUGAAACAUAUUUGGUGUCAACAGUGAACUGUACUAGUAAAAUGAUUUCAUUUUUUUGUCGUUUGUAUAUUAAAAUUGUUGUAUUCAUCUCAAGGUUUACGAUGAAGCUGCAAUUCUUUCAUUCAUGUUGUUUAUUUAUACAUCAAAGUGAGUUUUAUUAAGGCCUCAGUGGACAUGACAAAUUUUGUAUGUAGAAACAAACAUGCUACUAGUUCUCCAUUAUUUUAACGAGUAAAACCAUGUGUGCAAAUUGCACAGGUGCUUAAAAUGAUACAUUAUGACAGGAAAAUAGCAAGAAAACAUAUACUCUUUAAUAUUAUGAAUAUUUUCAGUGUAUUUACAGAGUUACCAAUUUUAACAAAACUAUAAUAAACAAAAAAAGCUAUAGAGCACUGAUAUAUUCAAAAGGUUUGUUUUAAUUUUAAUUUGUUUUCUUUGCUUUCUAACAAGAUCCUCUUCAGAAUCAAGUAUAUUCUUCCUCCUCCUCUGAUUUCACUUAACAUUUCAUUUUGCUCUUAUUGCCUUUGUCUGCAAUCUUCUUCGUUUACCUCAUGAAUUAAAGAUCUAUUAAUAUGCUGCUCAACACAUUUUUGUGUAUAACACAUUUCUAUUUUUCUCAGGAGGGUUCAAAAUUGUAAUGUGAUGUGAGACUGAAUAUAGCCUUUCAUGCAUGUGACGAAAUAGCACAUGUAACUAGUUUUGUGUACUUGACUUCACACGUCAAAAGAAAAGGACUGUAUUAUGGUAGUAAUGUAUGUCGUUUGCAAUUGAGAUGGAAAUACUGCAAUUAGAUGAAUUGCAAAGAUUAUUUCUACAAAAAAAAA
Limulus polyphemus (Atlantic horseshoe crab) is the source of this 4665-nucleotide messenger RNA. RefSeq names its product putative glycerol kinase 5. The record is from RefSeq and is a predicted model, not a curated record. Gene Ontology annotation, molecular function: glycerol kinase activity. NCBI's taxonomy places the organism in Eukaryota, Metazoa, Arthropoda, Merostomata, Xiphosura, Limulidae. The transcript is spliced from 17 exons. Gene Ontology annotation, cellular component: mitochondrion. The coding region runs from base 161 to 1744 and encodes 527 amino acids. Gene Ontology annotation, biological process: glycerol metabolic process; triglyceride metabolic process; glycerol-3-phosphate biosynthetic process.